Messenger RNA from Orcinus orca (killer whale), 2805 nucleotides. RefSeq names its product mitochondrial chaperone BCS1 (gene BCS1L). The transcript is spliced from 7 exons. Gene Ontology annotation, cellular component: mitochondrial inner membrane. Gene Ontology annotation, biological process: protein insertion into mitochondrial inner membrane from matrix; mitochondrial respiratory chain complex III assembly. The coding region runs from base 1486 to 2745 and encodes 419 amino acids. Gene Ontology annotation, molecular function: ATP hydrolysis activity; ATP binding. NCBI's taxonomy places the organism in Eukaryota, Metazoa, Chordata, Mammalia, Artiodactyla, Delphinidae. The record is from RefSeq and is a predicted model, not a curated record.
CGAUUAUUCCAAACCCCGCUGCUGGAGGCGCGCGCUGGGGUGUAGAGGGCGUUCGGGAGGGGGCUUCUGGGCGACCGACAAGGACCGGGAGGGGGAAGGGCUCUGUCUGUAACCUUCCACGCAUACGAAUUUUGGAAUUCUGGAUCCUCUUCUGAGCUUUAGCGGAGGUCACUGCUGUCAGUUCACCAAACUGCGUGCCAGGCGUAGAGCAAAGUGGCAGGGGGGCGGGUGAGGUGUGCUAGAAAAGAUUUGACCUCCUACCUUUCGGGAUCUUACAGUCUAGAAUCAGGCCCUGUCACAUUUUAUUGGGGGUGGAAUUCGAGGAAAUCUCCUUGGAGAAAGUAGCAGAUGGGCGGGACUUCAACCGGAGAGAAUGGAGGAAAUAAAUUAAAAUGGGCAUUCCGAGUCAAGAGAACUGCUUGAGCAAGGAAGAAGGAGGUUUGUAUAUUUGUUCAACAGAGAGUAUUAGGAGCUAAGCCAUUAAAGGUAGGUGGGCCCCGUAUUGUGGAGGCAGAGGAGUUUUUACCUAAUUCAGGGACCUGUUGAGAGCCAGUCAUUGGAGGUGUUGGAGUAGGGAAAGUAGUGGGAUUCAAGCAGAUCCUUAUGAAGAAAGAUCUGGACCCCUGUGUAGCAGUUUGGUGAAGCAGGACGUGGAGACCCAUUAAGAUGCCACUUCAAGAACUAAAAUUAUUAUUAUUUUUUCUUUUCGGACCACUAUUGUGGCCUCUGUCGCCGCGGAGCACAGGCUCCGGACGCGCAGGCUCAGCGGCCAUGGCUCAUGGGCCCAGCCGCUCCGCGGCAUGGGGGAUCCUCCCGGACCGGGGCACGAACCCGUGUCCCCUGCAUCGGCAGGCGGGCUCUCAACCGCUGCUCCACCAGGGAAGCCCCUAAAAUUAAUUUUGAAGAGGCAAUUUAGGUGGGAGGUAAUAAAAAGCUAAACAGGACAUUAGCAUGUAAAGGAGAGGAGAGGAUAUUUGAAGUACAUGACUCAUAAUAGCAAGGCAUGAGGUUACUGACAGGUUGACAGAAGACAGUAGCUUCUUCAUCCCCUCCUAACUCUGGCCAGUGGGCCCCUUUCUAACUCAGCUGGUCCCAGGGACCACAAAAAUUCUGUCCAUCCAUUAUCCUGAUGUGAAGCCGGUUAUAUGGUUCUCUCAGGUUUAAGGAAUCUCCAGACAUAGUCGUCUGGCAAGAAACAGGUAUGAACAGGAUAAUGAAAGGCAAAAUGGGGCAACUGGCCCAGAGUCCCAUCCCUUGCAUUCCAACACCAACCCCACCCCACAAAGGGAGGAUAUUGAAGCACACAGUAAUGCUGACCUGUCCUUCCUGCUCCCAGCUUCUGCAGGGGGGGAGGGGUGUGUUGAGGAGGAAUUUCAGAGUCCAUUUUCUAAACUAAUCUUGUGCUUUGUCCCAUCUCCACUGCUCCCCACCCCCAGGUCUUGAAAACGCCUUGGGGCCUGUAAGAUUCAGUGUUUUCCUUUCAAGAUGCCCCUCUCAGACUUUGUUCUGACCCUGAAGGACAAUCCCUACUUUGGGGCUGGAUUUGGGCUGGUGGGUGUGGGCACAGCCCUGGCCCUGGCCCGGAAGGGUGCCCAACUGGGUCUGGUGGCAUUCCGGCGCCAUUACAUGAUCACACUGGAAGUCCCUGCUCGAGACAGGAGCUAUGCCUGGCUGCUUAGCUGGCUCACUCGCCACAGUACCCGAACUCAGCACCUCAGUGUCGAGACUUCGUACCUUCAGCACGAGAGUGGCCGCAUCUCCACUAAAUUUGAAUUUGUCCCCAGCCCUGGAAACCACUUUAUCUGGUAUCAAGGGAAAUGGAUCCGGGUGCAACGGAGCCGAGAGAUGCAGAUGAUAGACCUGCAGACGGGGACCCCCUGGGAAUCUGUCACCUUCACGGCUCUGGGCACUGACCGAAAGGUCUUCUUCAACAUCCUGGAGGAAGCUCGAGAGCUAGCCUUGCAGCAGGAGGAAGGGAAGACAGUGAUGUACACAGCCGUGGGCUCUGAAUGGCGCCCCUUUGGCUAUCCACGCCGCCGCCGGCCACUGACUUCUGUGGUUCUAGAACAGGGUCUGGCUGACCGAAUUGUCAGAGACAUCCGGGAAUUCAUCGAUAACCCCAAGUGGUACACUGACAGAGGCAUUCCCUACAGACGUGGCUACCUGCUUUAUGGGCCCCCUGGUUGUGGAAAGAGCAGUUUUAUCACAGCCCUGGCUGGGGAACUGCAGCACAGCAUCUGCCUGCUGAGUCUCACAGACUCCAGCCUCUCUGAUGACCGGCUCAACCACCUGCUGAGCGUGGCACCACAGCAGAGCCUGGUGCUCCUGGAGGAUGUGGAUGCUGCCUUUCUCAGUCGAGACCUGGCUGCGGAGAACCCAGUGAAGUACCAAGGUCUAGGUCGUCUCACUUUCAGCGGCCUGCUCAACGCCUUGGAUGGCGUGGCUUCCACUGAGGCACGCAUCGUGUUCAUGACCACCAACCAUGUUGACAGGCUCGACCCUGCCCUGAUACGCCCUGGGCGAGUAGACCUGAAGGAGUACGUGGGCCACUGCUCACGCUGGCAGCUGACCCAGAUGUUCCAGAGGUUCUAUCCAGGGCAAGCAGCUUCCCUGGCCGAGACCUUUGCAGAUCAUGUCCUUCAAGCUACAACUCAGAUCAGCCCUGCCCAGGUGCAGGGCUACUUCAUGCUUUAUAAAAGUGACCCUGCAGGGGCAAUUCACAAUGCGGAGUCUCUGAGGAGGUGACAACUGGGCUGUGCCCAGCCCUCUCCUCCUCUAGGAGAUCAAUAAACACCUGUCAUGCUA